Molecule: messenger RNA, 1108 nt
Organism: Centruroides sculpturatus (bark scorpion)
Lineage: Eukaryota; Metazoa; Arthropoda; Arachnida; Scorpiones; Buthidae
Product: voltage-dependent calcium channel type A subunit alpha-1-like
Exons: 3
Coding region: 184-810 (208 amino acids)
Source: RefSeq, a predicted model, not a curated record
UAGAAAGAGAAGCGCAUCUUGUAAUGAUGUGUCUGUCGUCCUGACUCUGGAUAAGUUUGGAUGAACAAGUUGAAAAAAAUAAUAAUAAAAAUGUCUUAGAUCACCCGGAAUGUGUUCCGAAGAGAGAAUGAUAAGGGAGCGGUGAUAAAUUUUGUAAUAAGAAGUGUAAACUAAGAAUAGACUAUGAUUGGAUCUGCUGGAAGACAUGUGAGGAGGAGAUCAUCCUCUCCUAAUCCUCUGUCACCGAGCUUCCGGAGGGCAUCGACUGCAACUAUAACCAGUCAGUUAGAAACUGAAGAUGUUGUGUAUAAGGAUCCGAAUGAUCCUAAUCUACUCACAGUGCCUGACAUACCACCCGGUGUAAGGUUAAAACGUAGAAGUGCUGUGGGUCAAUCUGACCAUAAAAGUUGUGCCAUUUUGCAUAGCAAAUUAAAAGGAAUGAAAUUAGAAGACGUAGCGUUGUCGGCAGUCAGCUUAGAAAACAUUGGAACUGUUGAGAAGACGAAAGAAAGGACACCGAGCAUCAGUAAAUAUGGCCAUAUAAGUAACGGAAAACUGCCAACAACACCUUAUAUCGAAAUGGCUAAGAAGAAACAGAAAGGAGCUCAGGAUGACCCAGUGCCUAGUUCACUGUUCAUAUUUGGUAGUAAUAACAUUAUAAGAAGAUGCACCAGAUUCCUAAUAGAAUGGCCAUAUCCUUUCAUUAGUGUUUGUGUUUAUUUUGUGAGAGAAUUUAUUAUUUUUAUUUUUUUUUGGUGGAUAAUGUACUGGAAUAAUGUAAGUUUUUAUCGUAUUUUUUUUACUAUUUAGAUAACGUAAGUAAAAACGAUAUAUUUUUUUCUACUUUAUAUACCGAAUUUUCGUCAAAUUAAUAAAUGUUUUAUCGAAUAAAUCAUUACGGAAGUACGAGAUGCUCUGAACCAGGAAAUACUAUCGAUCUUAGAUCACGUGAGGUGACGUAACUUCACUAGCCGAUCGCUCUUCACUUCCGGUUGAAAGGGGAAAUUUCAUUAUCGACGAUUGGUUAAUUUAUAUAUAGUUUAUUUCUGAUUUCUUCGCUAUUUUGCAUGUCGAAUUUCUUUUAAAUUAGGUGAAUUAGAGAAUUGUU